ACGUUUCAUCAAAACAAAGGCACAGCAACUACGCGAGAGGCCCGGGCUGGCAUUUUAUCGUGAUAAUUCGUAGCGAGUACGUCACGUUUCUGCGUUAGUCAUACGUGUACGCGCACGAAGUAAGUCGCUCGGUUGUACACGCUUUUUCGGAUCGUUGUACUAUUCGUGAUUGUUGUUUAACGAAAGCCUAGUUUUUUUUUUUCCUUGUGCAUUAGAUAUGUCAUCCUCGAUGAAAUUUACGUUGGAUGAGCUCUUAGGAGAAUCAUGGGUGGAAGUGAAUCCGAUAUCUGCUGAAAGGCGAACACCCUUGCCAUUCAGUAGUGGUGGCGAAGAAUAUCUAAGACUUUUGAGGGAAGCACAGAGAGAUUCAACGCAAUCGUCCGCCAGGCAUUCUUUAGCAUCCUCACGUCGAGAUACUCCUAGAGACAGCCCGAAGAGUCCACCUAACAGCCCGAAUACGGAACUUUCUACUGAAGAUGAGCUCAAAGGGGUCUACAUAAAUUACAGCUGCAACAAGGAAGGCGAACUAUUAGACAAAAGUAUGGAUUGGAUUUACGAGUGGAGCUCACGCCCUGAUCAGGCACCACCGAAGGACUGGAAAUUUAAGCAUCCUCUUGGUAUAAAUAAGAAAAAAACUUACAGCAUUCGUACUGCAAAAGUUGGUAAAAAUGGAUUGUUUUCUAAAGAAGUACUUUAUACUUUAAUCCUCACGAAUGUUUUGUCCUUAUUAAUUGGAACUGGUCUUGGGGUUUGGCUUACCAGGCGAGGUCUUCUGUUGUCCCGCGUUGCCAUUGAGUGAAGAUAACAAAGUGAUCUUAAUUAGGAUUGUCGCAUUCUAGAUUUGCAAGAAAAGGGGAGGGGAAUAUAAACUGAUAAUUGGAAAGCAUGAAAGACUGAAAAGCAGAUUGGGAGGCGAUAAAGCCUAAAAAAAGAUACAGAAAAAAGCGCAUAAAUUUUUGAAGGUCAAUGUUAGCACCUUCUUCUCUAAAUCCUGCUCCUCUUCGAUAAUACGAUACUUCUUGAGUAAUUUGUAUCACUUAAUUAAUGCGCGUCGUAUGUUUAAGGAAAACAUAAAAAAAAAAAAAGUAAAAUAAAUUAAUAGAAAAAAGAAUAGAGAAAAGAAGAGGAAAAGAAAAAGAUUAUACUAUAUAACGAAAAUAUUAAAAAAAAUAAAAAAAUAAAAAAAAAUAAAAAAAAAUAAAAAAAAAAUGAAAAAAUAUAUAUAUAAGAAAAAACAAAAAGAAAAUAAAAAAUUAUUUACAGUAGUCUAGAUUUGUGCGGGAAAAAAAUGUGUCCAUUUUAUACCAUUUCUAAUGCGUUUCUAUUUGCGAUAGUCCAUAGACAUAGCUUGAAUAAUAUUUAUCAGUAACUGAUUAUUGCCUGUUAGAUUGGAAGAAACGAGCUGGAAUGAAAGAGCAGUGUCAGUAACGAAUGAAAGAGAACGAGAGUAAGACUUAGAUUGAUUGUGUUUUAAGUAUAGAAGUGCACAGAUAAGGAAAUAAAAUGCGAGAAUUCUCAUCAUACUAUAAA
Molecule: messenger RNA, 1530 nt
Organism: Vespa crabro (European hornet)
Lineage: Eukaryota; Metazoa; Arthropoda; Insecta; Hymenoptera; Vespidae
Gene: BNIP3
Product: BCL2/adenovirus E1B 19 kDa protein-interacting protein 3
Exons: 6
Coding region: 218-799 (193 amino acids)
Biological process (GO): mitochondrial outer membrane permeabilization; positive regulation of apoptotic process
Cellular component (GO): mitochondrial outer membrane; nucleus; mitochondrial envelope
Source: RefSeq, a predicted model, not a curated record